UAGAUGUCGAUUAUCGAUGUUUUGGUGCGAAUCGACACGUGUGUGUGUGUGUUUAUUUUCGUUGCGAUUUGCGUUUCGCACAGUGUCGCGUGAUUAUUCCGCGAUUCUCCCGACGUAAUGUAUUCCGAGUCGACCGAUUUCAACAGCGAGGAAAGCGUGGACACCUGGUCGCCGAAGCGAACGAUAAUCGAUGACAAUCGCGACGACACGACGUCGUAUCUCGUGCACGAAUUCGGUGACUUGGUCGAUCAUCAUGGCUGGAUUCAAUGUCACUCUAAAACCUAUCCCGAUCGCGUGUAUUUUCACAAUAUGCACAGCAACUGCAAUACGUGGUACAGACCCAUCUCGCGCUACAUCGACAUCCCGUCCAUCUCCAUCAGAAAGGUGUUUCAUAGAGAUGACGGGUCGGCAGCGAACAAUAUAGAAUUGUUGUCAGUAUCGGACAACGAGAAGGAGUCGGCUGCUUCGGUUGCAGAUGACGAUAGAUCGACAGUAAUUCCGGAUGUCGUUGCGCGAUAUUAUUACACACCUCAGGUGGAUCUGACCUCCGACGUGGAUGAUUUGAAAUCAUCUCCGGAUAGAUCACCAUCGGUCGACGCAUUUGUCAAUGAAUAUCUUUACGACAAAGAAAAAGACAUCAAUGGGAACAACGUCGACGAGGGUAUCGGAGACGAAAGGAACAGUUCGGAAAUGGAAUGCGCCACGAAUUUUCUCGAAACCGAGUUUUUCGUGGGAGAUGGUGAGGUGAACCUCGAAAAGAUCAAUCGGGUAAUCAAUUUCUCGAUGAACGACGACGAAAUCUCUUCCGCGACCACGCUGUCUACUUCCGCGAUCGAGCCGUACGUGGUUUACGGCGUUCCUCGCCUGAAGAAGAUCAGUCUGGAGGAUCAGCUGAUCAAGCAACGGAGAACUCGCGUCUCCAAUCGCGUCGAGAAGGGACCCAAAAAAAUAAUUUGCGACAUGUACGGCGUGAAGACCAUCAAUUACGAUCUGCCUACGCAGGAUCAGGUGCAGGCGCAGGUGGGAGUAAAAUCGUCGACGUUGAGCGAGAGCGACAGCGACGUAAGUGAACCACCGCCGUCGAGGAACGUGAAAACGCUGCCGUUGUUCGAGUCCGAGUGGUGCGACAUAGAGAAGAACUUGCAUCAACCGUUACUGAGCGAUCCGAGUUCCAGUCCGUCGUCACGGUCCGAUACGAACAACUCUAGUACGUGCUGGAGCACCAGCUCCACCACUUCCUCUACGUGCUCUGUGUGCUCCACGUGCACUGAAAAAAGCAUGUCUUGAACAAAAUAUCAUAUAGUUAUAGUUCUACCUUACAUGACAUACAUUGAAAAAAAAUUUGUCAACUUGACUAAACCU
Messenger RNA from Nylanderia fulva, 1362 nucleotides. RefSeq lists its product as uncharacterized. Lineage: Eukaryota; Metazoa; Arthropoda; Insecta; Hymenoptera; Formicidae. The record is from RefSeq and is a predicted model, not a curated record.